GUAUCUGCUUCGACGCGGACGUAAACAAACGUAGCUUAGCAAGCUGAAUCCUUGUUGUAACUGCGGAAAUAUUGUAUCGGCGUACAAUGUGUUUUUCUGCCGCCUAGAUCUCGGACGAUUUGAUAUCCAAUAACAGGACCCGGCGUUUUGUGAGGAGCUUUACUGAAGAGAUCACAGCUUGCUACCAUGUCAACUUCAAAUUUCAAGAACAAGUGUGUGACCCAAGUCAACUGUAUAUACUGUGAUAGUCUGCUGUGUAUGAGAGGAAUGAAAGCUGUUCUGUUAGCCGAUACGGAAAUUGAGUUGUUCUCAACCGACAUACCCCCAAACAGGACAGUUGACUUCGUGGCAAGCUGCUAUUCCACUGAGAGCUGCAAAUGCAAAUUAAGAGACAUUGCCUGUUUGAAAUGUGGAAAUGUUGUGGGAUAUCACGUGGUGGCCCCAUGCAAGCCCUGCUUGCUCUCCUGCAACAAUGGUCACUUCUGGAUGUUCAACAGUGAGGCUGUGACCACCAUCAAUAGACUGGAUGCAACAGGUUUGAGACACCUGUCCAUCUGCCACAAACCCACUGUCUUUUUCCCUCUUCUUUUGUUCAAACAGUUUUUUAGUCAGCUAGAGAGCACGAUCUCAGAGGACUGGGUGCUCGUAUGCACUAAGAUUCAAAUAUAAACACAUUGACAGAAUCAUUUAAAAGCAUAGUUCACCCAAAAAUGACAAUUCUGUCUUUAUUUACUCGCCCUGUGUGACUUUCUUUGUUCCAUGGAAUCUCAAAAGAGAUGAAUGUUGGGUAGAUUGACAGCAUUGGUCACCAUUCAGCUACAUUGUGAGGGGAAAAAAGGUGCAAUGAAAGUGAUGGGUGACUGUCACUAACAUACUGCCUGUUGUGCCUACUAUCUUCUUUUGUGUUCCACAGAAGAAAGAAAGUCAUACAGUUUUGGAACAAGUAUGUACAUUUUUCCCGAAUUUUCGUUUUGGGUGAAAUAAGGUUAAAACUUUGAAGGCUUAUAUCUAUAAUUGUUGUGCACUUGCAUCAAUGUUUAUUUUGCUUUUGGUCUCUUUGUCUAGUUGCUUUUGCUUAGGAUCUAACACUUGAUAGGCUAUGUUGAUUAUGCAAGGGUUGACUCCCACUCGCUAGGUGCUUUCUUGCAGGUCAGGCAAGUGUGAAGCGGAAGUUUAUAUAUGCAGAGUUCUCAGUAAUGAAAAAUCUAGAAAUAUCAGAUCAUUUUUAAAUUGUGAUUUCCAGUCCUGGAUGUGUUACGUCUAAACAAACAAAAAAAAAAAUCGAAAGGUCAUAGACAUUUCUUUAAAAUAUUUCAUUGAACUACUAGAACUAUAGAAUUGUUUUAAUGAUGUUCCCUUUCAUCUGUAAUUAUAAUUAAAUGCUUAAUUACACAUAUUUGCGCAUAUGCACAGUACUGUGCAGAAGUUUUAGGCACUUUUGAUUAUUUUUUUUUUAAAUGCCAUAAAUAAUUUUUAUAAAUUCAUACAAAGUUCAGUAAACAUAAAACACUAAAUCAAUAUUUGGUGUGAGCACCCUAUGCUAUUAAAACAGCACCAGUUCUCCUCUGUACACUUGAGCACAAGUUUUCAAGGUUGUUGGCAGAUAUGUUGUUUCAAGCAUCUUGGAGAACUUGCCACAGUCCUAUGUAUUUUGGCUGUCUCAAUUGCUUCUGUCAUUUCAUAGUGAAUAAUCCCAGACUGACUCGAUGAUGUUGAGAUCCAGGCUCUGUGGUGGCCAUACCAUCUGUUGUGGGAUUCCCUCUAUUUGCAAAAGGAAUGCUUGGAAAUCUAAAAUGAAUAUUUCCUAUUGACUCUCUAAAGCAGAAGAUAUAAAAAAAACCAUCAUAAGACAACUGUUCUUGUGAUGCAUCUAAAGUGCUUAAAACUUUUGCGCAGUACUGUAUAUAUGGCACAUUCAGUAAAAGAAGCUCGUCUCUUUAAUAGGGCAGAACCUGCUGCUAUGGGGAGAUCUACCAGAGCUGGAGGAUAGUGAUGAUGAGAGCCUGGAUAGUUUCUCAGAAGAAGAGUACCUCAGAUAGAACAACAAACAGUCAAAGGAUGUAGACUCUGACAGUGGUGAACUAGCUGUCUUUCACUUGCACCGAUCUCCAUUUAAAGCACAUUGUCCAGUCUUAGCUGACUGGGAAAAGACAAAAGAAAAAAUGAAAAGAAAAAAUCUUUACCAUCCCAGCUUUAUUCAUUUGCAGUCUUAUGAUUUUCCACUCAAAAUUCUUAAUGUUUGCUAUCGUUUCAGCAUCCUCUCAGAUUAGUUUGUGUGUCAGAGUGCCACUACCAAAGAAGUAAACAAUUUUCAAUUUUUCUUUGCUUUAAGGUUGCAGUAGCACAAAAUUUGAUGGACUCCUAACAUUUAUUAUGUUAUCCUGUGAUGUCUGUUUAUAACCUUUAUAAACUGUUGGCUGUUCAUGACAAUUAGCAGCAGUGUUACAUCAACUUGAAUCAAGGUGUGUUAAUCCAGGGGUGCUCUGGUACAAAUGUAUUUUCCAAGGCAACCAAGUGGCUACCAAGUAGAAAGAUAGAUAGAUAGAUUUGCUGAAAUUGCUGACAUUUACCAUGUUUUAAUGGUUUACAAGCAUAUUUGUCUUUUAAUUGAAUGUUAUUAAAUAUACCCUCAAACUGGAUAUCAAUUAGCAUAAUGGUGAACUGAUACAUCAAAGUAAUUUUAUUCUAAACGAGGGCUGUCCAUGCAUAGCCUUGUCUUUAAUUUCAUGAAAUUGUUUAGGCUUCUUUUCAUUUCUUUGACAUUUGAAGUGGUUGAAGAUCACAUGGCAGCUUUAAGGUAGAGUAGUUAGGUCUCAGCUAAAUGACAUUUGACAUUACAACAAUGUUAAUUGGACCUUUUUUGAUGAUAUACUAUGGUACUUUGCUUAGCUCUUUUUUUAAACAUUUUUUGUUAUUAAUGUUGUUUAAAGAGAUAUCUUCAUUCAAAAGUUAAUUUGAAAGCCUUUCUGUGUUCCAGUUAUGUUUGGCCACAAAGGCAAUCAUGAGAAGAAACAACAGAAAAAUAUUCUGCACUUAAUUAAAAAAAAAUUCAGCAUGAAACUGUGACAUAAUGGACAAAAUAUAUUUAAGCUUCCUGAUUUGGAUCUGUUUUUUUUUUUUUGUUGUUUUUUUUUUUGUUUUUUACAAAGACAUAUAGUCAUUCAGUAGCAGUUUUUCCCUCAACCCUGUUUACAUUUCACUGUGUAAUGAUUUUUGUAAUGUGUGUGUAUGUAUGUGUGUGUGUGUGUGUGUGUAUAUAUAUAUAUAAAUAUAUAUAUAUUAUUUAUAUUUAUAUAUAUAUACACACACACACACACACACACACACACAUACAUAUCAAGGGUAGGAUGUCCCACUGUAAAUGUUUUACCACAACAAUUUCUGUGUUGUAUUGGAGGUUUUGCAUUUUCAGUAAAAAACAGUAGCAAAAAGAAAAAGCAGCCACUAGUGUGAUAUCCUUCAGGUGAAGCAUUUUUAGUGGUUGGCUCCUUUAUGCCUUGAAGCGAUCUUUAGUAUGCAUUUAUGACCAAAAUUAACAAUGAAAAAAUUUGUUUUGCAUUUUAACUUAUUUACAGAGGAUUUAUUUGUUUUAUGUUUUGAAUGUAUUUAUUAACAAACACGAUACUGUAUUUAUACUGACAUGAUUUGAUUUAAUUUGUGCCAUGUGAGGAUGAGAAAAAAAGUUUGUAUACCUUUGAUCUGCACUGACAAUAUGUUGUUGGUUUGAACUUUGGGUUGUUUUGUAUGCUGAAUGUCUUGAUAUUAAACUUUCUAUUGUGGA
Messenger RNA from Myxocyprinus asiaticus (Chinese sucker), 3781 nucleotides. Its product is annotated as protein FAM72A-like. Bases 187 to 669 code for a protein of 160 amino acids. Lineage: Eukaryota; Metazoa; Chordata; Actinopteri; Cypriniformes; Catostomidae. Gene Ontology annotation, cellular component: cytosol. The record is from RefSeq and is a predicted model, not a curated record. The transcript has 4 exons.